Molecule: messenger RNA, 1053 nt
Organism: Cucurbita pepo subsp. pepo (vegetable marrow)
Lineage: Eukaryota; Viridiplantae; Streptophyta; Magnoliopsida; Cucurbitales; Cucurbitaceae
Product: ethylene-responsive transcription factor ESR2-like
Biological process (GO): regulation of DNA-templated transcription
Molecular function (GO): DNA-binding transcription factor activity; DNA binding
Source: RefSeq, a predicted model, not a curated record
AUGGAGGAAGCACUCCGGCGGCUCAGAGGGAUGCCUGUAAAGCAAUCACAUUCGGACGACGCCGUUUUAUGUCAUGUUAACCACCGUAAGAAGUCCACUUCCUCCGCACCAAAUGCUGACCGUCGAGUCAUACGCGAGGGUUCGAGCUCGGGUACGAUGCGAUACCGUGGAGUCCGACGUAGGCCGUGGGGUCGUUAUGCUGCUGAGAUUCGAGACCCACACUCGAAGGAACGACGUUGGCUCGGCACGUUCGAUACUGGUGAAGAAGCUGCACGUGCUUAUGACUGCGCAGCACGUGCUAUGCAUGGUCUCAAAGCUCGCACCAAUUUCGUGUACCCUUCUACUCCUUCGUCAACUUAUUCACUCUCCGAUCAACUUCUUUCUCCUUUAAACUUCGGUAAACAAUCCCUAAUUACUCGUCAUCCUCCUCCGCCGUCGACUUGGUCAACGUUUUCGAAUUCUCACACCUUUGACUUCCAAGAACCAGCGCCGCAGAGAAUCACUCCUCCGUCUUUCCUCGACAUGCUUCUCCCUCUUGAUAUUCACCCGUCUUCAAACCCUAACUUUGUCUCAUCUACCCCUCGGUUUCCCCUAGUCGACGACAAUUUUCACUGUCCAAAACCGUCUUUUACUAAUCUCCCUAUCGUAGAAAACCUCGAAAAUCCCAACGUUAAUGAAGACAUGUUACGCGACUCAGAGUUUAUCCCUAAAGAACCAUCAGAUUCCGGGCUUCUAGAGGAGAUCAUUCACGGUUUUUUUCCAAAGCCCUCGAAUAAGCCGCAAAAUUCCCAUCUAUCAGACGACAUGUCGUCAAUCCCGUCAGACACGAAUUUCCCUCACUCAAACUUUGUGGAUGAACAACAAACCGGGAUUCUUUACAACUACCAAACCGGACCAGUUCAGCUCGGGUUUUCUGCCGAAGAAAUAUCGUUUGUCAACGGUUUGCCGAUGAACAUGCAGAUGGGGAUAGAAUCGUUGAAUUCGACCAUGGAGAAUUUUCCUGAGUACCCUGACUAUCUCAGUGCUUUUGCUGCUAAAGUUUAUAAUACUUAA